This is a messenger RNA of Centruroides sculpturatus (bark scorpion), 730 nucleotides long. Its product is annotated as AP-4 complex subunit mu-1-like. Gene Ontology annotation, cellular component: clathrin adaptor complex; cytoplasmic vesicle; trans-Golgi network. The record is from RefSeq and is a predicted model, not a curated record. NCBI's taxonomy places the organism in Eukaryota, Metazoa, Arthropoda, Arachnida, Scorpiones, Buthidae. The coding region runs from base 129 to 695 and encodes 188 amino acids. Gene Ontology annotation, biological process: protein targeting; Golgi to lysosome transport. The transcript is spliced from 6 exons.
UGUAACGAUACGUGUAGCAGAAGUUAAUUGUGGUUUUUGUAAGGUAUAGAAAAUUAUUGAAAAGAAAGAUUGAAUCAACAUGAAACUUAAAUUUCAUAGAAAAAUAUCGAAACGUUAAAUGAAUAAUUAUGAUUUCGAUUCUUUCCAUUAUAUCUUCUAAAGGAGAUAUAUUAAUUUGGGAAAAAUAUAGAAGAGAUGUUCCAAAGGAUAAACUCAAUCAUUUUACAUAUAUUCUCUUGAAAUCACCUGUUGGAUCACUUCCUCCUACUUUAGAAGAUGAUGGAAUAUACUGUUAUUACAUUAAAAAAGACAAGCUUUAUUUUAUGAUGAUUACUAAAACUAAAAUGUUUGAAUUGACAGCUGUGGAAUUCUUAGAUAAAUUUUAUUGUCUGCUAGGAGACUUUUGUGGACUGAUAACAGAAGACACGGUUUGCAAGAAUCAAGCUUUAAUUUUUGAACUGAUGACUGAAAUAAUUGAUUUUGGUCAUAUUCAAACUACUAGCCUUAAUCAGUUACGGCAUUUUAUCUACAGUGAUCCAGUUGUAAUAAGAAAAUCAUUGGAAAGAAACAUUGCAAGAAAAUCUGGCCCAUUUGGACUAGAACAAAUUUCUACUAGUAGUAAUGCAUCCAAUAGACCAUUAGUGAAGUCAAGAUCUCAUCAAGUAAAUAGUUCUUUUUCUUAUCUUAAAUUAUAGUAAAUAAUACAGUAGAGCAUCGAUUAUCCGACUCA